AGAUACACUGUACAGCUUGAAACUAGAGCAGAGUCUGUCAGGUACAAUCUCAGAAACUGUUAUUGACAAUUGUGAUGUCUAAUGAAAUCUAUGCCAAUGUAGAGUUUGAUAAUGACAAUGUUGAGGAUCUUUAUACCAACAAAGAGACCAUCAAUUCUCAUGACUCCAGAAGCAAGACAAAAGACGUCUCCACAAAGAGUAGACCACUGGCUACAAACCCAGGUACUGAGAGCUCAGAAAGGAGAUCCACCAGAGAUGCUGCAGUGUGUCUGGGGCUGCUGUGUGUUCUCCUACUGGCUGGGAUCAUAGGCAUGUUUGUCUAUUAUAACGGAGAGAUGGGCAGUUUUGAAGAGAACAUCUUAGUUUAUAAAACCAACUCCUCAGCUGAACAAGCCCAGUUGCAGACCAAGUACAACGCCAUGACUAAAGAGAGGGACCAGCUCCAGGUUGAAAGAGACGAUCUUCAAGCAAAGAUCUCUGUCGUAGAACAACACACACAACAGGGAUGGAGGUAUUACAAGUCCAGUUUUUACUGGACAGCGACAGAUUUUUCACCUUGUCGGUACCGAGAGCUCAGAGAGGAGAUCCACCAGAGAUGCUGCAGUGUGUCGGGGCUGCUGUGUGUUCUCCUACUGGCUGGGAUCAUAGGCCUGUUUCUCUAUUAUAACAAAGAGAUGGGCAGUUUUGAAGAGAACAUCUUAGUUUGUAAAACCAAAUCCUCAGCUGAACAAGACCAAUUCAGGACCAGGUACAACGCCAUGACUAAAGAGAGGGACCAACUCUGGGUUGAAAGAGAUAAUUUUCAAGCAAAGGUCUCUGUGGUAGAACAACACACACAACAGAGAUGGAGGUAUUACAAUUCCAAUUUUUACUUCAUCUCUACUGAGAUGAAAACCUGGGAGGGGAGCAGAGAGGACUGUGUGAGGAGAGGAGCAGAUCUGGUGGUCAUAAACAGCAGAGAGAAAUAUGUAUUUAUCCAUGGAUUGAGCAAGGAGACGUUCUGGAUUGGUCUGACUGACAGAGUUGAAGAGGGGAUCUGGAAGUGGGUGGACGGCACAGCACUGACCACAGGGUACUGGGGCAGGGGACAGCCUAAUAAUCAGAACGGAAUGGAGGAGGAUUGUGCUGCGCGAUGGUCCGAUCUUUCUACCACAGACAACGGCUGGCAUGAUGCACCGUGCAACGAAUUGCACUUUUGGAUAUGUGAGAAAAUGGCCUAACUGUAACUGAACUAUAACCAAAAUAACUAAUACAGCAAAUUAUGCAUCUGUCACAUUUAUUUCCAGUUUAACAUACCAAUGCUUAAGUUUUCCUUUUCAUUUAGAAUGAUUUUCUUAAGUUGCAUGUAUUUGGUAACACUUACAUAUCUCUACAUAUCUCAUUGUCUGUGCAAUGGCGAUUGCACAGACAAUGAUAGAAAAUUGCUCUAUAACCUGUUAGUUCAUAUGCCUUGCCAUCGUGAUAUAGCCCUAAGGCUGAGACAAUAAGACACUGUAGCAGAAGAAAUUCAACUACACAUUUGUUUCAUUACGAAACCAUGUGUUUGUGUGUGUGUGUGUGUAUGUGUGUGUGGUUUGUGCAAGUAGAACAAACAUGUUGACUCACCCUACUUGUAGAGAAACGCUAAUGCCAUUAUCCUCUUUCAUGUUGCCUAAACGGUCUAUGACUCUAUCAUACAGUACAUGCAUUUAGUUUUUGUUGUCCUAGGCUACCUGUCUAAAAGGCUUGCUUGCUAGCCGAACUUCCUUUCAUGGGCAACGCUGCACCAGGCCAGCUAGUAAACAUUAACAUACUCCAUCUAUCUACAUGUUGAACUUCCAUCCUCUCAGGCCAGGGGCUCAAUGUAUUAAUAUUUGGUUCGAUCAGAAUCGCGUUACAACCAUUGGUGUAAUGAAAAUUCGAAUCAUCAGGAGCGUCUUUGUUAUUUCUUCAAACAAUCAAUCUUUAUUAACCUCUAUGGGCUAGGUGGGACGCUUGGUCCCACCUUCUCAACAGCCAGUUGAAUCCUGUGGCGCG
Messenger RNA from Salmo salar (Atlantic salmon), 2016 nucleotides. Lineage: Eukaryota; Metazoa; Chordata; Actinopteri; Salmoniformes; Salmonidae. The record is from RefSeq and is a predicted model, not a curated record.